Messenger RNA from Necator americanus (New World hookworm), 1002 nucleotides. RefSeq lists its product as uncharacterized. The record is from RefSeq and is a predicted model, not a curated record. NCBI's taxonomy places the organism in Eukaryota, Metazoa, Nematoda, Chromadorea, Rhabditida, Ancylostomatidae. Bases 1 to 1002 code for a protein of 333 amino acids. The transcript has 10 exons.
AUGAAAGUAUUACUCGUGCUCGAGCAAAUCCACGAACAACGGGAGCGCAGAAACCUUCUAUUUCUCUCGCUCCCUCUGGUUGUCAUCUCGCAACAGUACUCCACUCAGAGGGCAAAUGUGGACACAGUUCCAGCCUGGUACCAAGGACACCCCAAGCAGAUGAAUCCUGGCUACGGUUAUGAGAGAGUUCAAGGAGCCUCUCAAGCGAACAUGAACUACCACAAUUAUCCCACAUUUGGUGCCAAUCGACCAGCGUAUCCUGAGCUGACUAUGGGCGGAGUCGCACCAACUAGACGAUAUCCUGUUGGUGGACAGGAUAAGCCACAUCAGACCUCGCUUUCGCGCUAUCAUCAACUUCUCUUGAGGAAGCAGGAAAAGAUGCGGAAAGAGAAACUCCGGAGGACUAUAGCGGAAAUGAGAGGAGCCCUUCCACAAUCACUGAAAAAUAUCUACUCUACCAUAAGGCCUAUUCCUCAAUCUACAGUUUCACUACCCUUGGAUCAGACAGACUUCCGUGAAAAGCAGUCAGCUAAAUGGAGGACUUCUAUUCCAAAGAGGGCAACUACAGAAUCUGAAUGGAUGCCUCCUAAGGAAACGACGACGGUUAUCGUGCCAACUAUUCCAAGAAACGUUGCAACGACGACUUUGGAUCGCAUUUCGUGUUGCGUGUCGUCAACGUCGGAAACAACUUCUGCUCCAAAAUUUUCACUCAUGGAAUAUCUUUGGCCAAAUGCUGAACUACUGGCUGCAAUAAAAGACGUCGUCGCUAAAUUCAAAGCCUCCCUAGAUGAGACGGGCAUUGACCAAGACGUGAGACUGAUGGGAAGCCAGCUGAGGAACACAUGGCAGCAGCUAAGGACGGGCCCAAUGAACGAGCAAUUGGUAACCAAAGACCAUAAUUUGUCUCUUGGUCUUCUCAAAACCGCCCUGUGUACAGAGGCGUUUAGUACGUACGAUUGUACGCCUUAUGUGUUCAUAUCAUUGUUUUGUCCCAUGCUUUAA